Molecule: messenger RNA, 3362 nt
Organism: Myodes glareolus (Bank vole)
Lineage: Eukaryota; Metazoa; Chordata; Mammalia; Rodentia; Cricetidae
Source: RefSeq, a predicted model, not a curated record
AGAGAGGGUAAGGCACAUUGCUUUGGGGGAAGGUCCAAAACCCUCCCUACUGUAUCUAGGCUGAACAAGGUACCCUGAUAUAUUCUUAGAAAGCACAGAUCAAGGUCUAUGGGCCAGAGACUUGAGAUACAAAAUGUUGGGGCAGGAGAAGCUUGACCAAGAGACAGGCCGAAGGGCUUGAUUGGAAUGGAAGUUGCUGGUGGAGGGACCCAGAAAAAAGAUUCUUCAGGACAACUAGGACCCCAAGAGUAGGCAGCCUGGGGUCAGGGUGAGGUUGUGGGCAGGCCCAUGGCGGGUCUUUGAGAUGUUUCCUCUCUGGGGUCAGGGUGGACCUGGAUAAAUUGUGAGGGUGUCGUUGUGGAGAUCACAGGGAAAAAUGGGAACUUACCUUGUCGAGGCUUGUGGUAGGCGUCUACCAUAGCACCAUUGCCGCCUGAGAGCCAGUGGGGCCCCAGAGUAUCUGUUUUACCUUGUUCCCUGUGCCCUCUUUUCUUAGUCAUCUUCUUUCUUUUCCUGUGCUGGCUGCAAGGUGGUAAUAGGGAGUGGGGCUCAGUAUCGUAUAUCUAAUGCUUCCCAGCGUGGUCCCCACAACGGCUCAGGACCAUUACAACCCACUGGGAGAACCACUAGACCCUCUUCUUAGAUGGUUCUAGGAUGAAGUUCAGGGCUCUGCUACACUAUUAGCUUUUUCCUUCCUUCCUUCCUUCCUCCCCUUCCUCCCCCCCCUCAACCCAGAGAAUCUCUGAGGGUUUCUCUAUUGUUUAUUGUAGUGUUUUUCUUUCUUGAGUCCAUUUCCCUUGCUCUCUGUCUGUGCCUUUGUUUGGUGCAGUCAGCACCAUCUGUGCUAAAGAGGACCUGCUCUGCCUUUAAGGAGCCCCAAGGAGGUACUGGCACUUGGUGCUUCUUGCUUGUUUUGUGAUCGUUCUUAACUCGCUCAAACUUAACAAAUGCACUCCUUUUCUGCCACCAGGCCAUGUUCCCCGACAAGGACUGGCUGAGCCAUUGUCCUUAAAGCCACGUUCCCCAGGGGUAUCCUGUGGGCAGUCAGACAGCCAGACAACAUUGAUCCAGGGUGGACGGUUUAUGGUGCUGGUCCUUGGGAACACUAUGAGGGAGACAUAACUCGGGCUGGAGUUAUUGGGGACUCCCCGUAGAAGGUGGGGUAGUCACUGAAGGAUCAGAGUGGUAAUGGAAUUCAGUUUUGAGGGUGAGAACUGUAGGCAGAGGGGAUGGAGUGUGUGGGAAACAAAACGGGUCACUCAGGGUAUUGUGAGGAUGCCCUAGGAUGUAUGCACAAACGCAGAUGGGAGGAAAGAGAAAGUUGUGCGAAUUGUUGGGGGCUGUGCCGCGUCCUGAGAGGUUCUGAGCAGGGAUCAAAACACUCCUGCCAGGGCUGUGGGCACAGUAAUGGACUCACAGUGAAUUGAGCCCUGAAGAUCCGGGGCUUCUUUCCCCCUCGAGAAUGAUCUUACCCGUUUAUGGCCUGGUGUGGCAGUUAAGGGGUCGGAGUCUACAUUCAUAUCUUAACUCAGCAGCGUACUAGUGGUGGGGAGUUUGCUGAACCCUGAGCCCAUUUCUUCAGACGGUAAGAGGGAGUCCCAAACGCUCCCUAUGCCAUGGCACCCAGCAUCUCUCUGCAGUGUAACACUACCGCAGCACGCAGCCUCCUCUGUGAAGCACAGCCCCUAGCACUCAAGAUGUCUGUCUGUACUGGAGUGCCUGGCACUCUCCCGCGAGCAUGGUGCCGGUAACUUCGCCCUGUUGAAUAGCCCAGAGCCCAGAGUUAAGCCUGCAUUGACCCUCAGCAGCUGCCUGCUGGACGGCCAAGCUGGAUACAAGUACCCAAGUCACCUGUGCAUGCUUUCCAGAUGGCGGUGGAGAAGAUGGGAUUCUAGUUAGGGGAAAGAUCUCUGGAAGAGCUGAGCACCUGACGACCCUGUCCUCAUUUUCAAACAAGUGACACCAGUGUUACUGCUGGAUGAAUCUCAGUGUCAGAUGCUGACUUUGCACAGAGCUCCUACACAUGGGGACAUCUGAGCUGCCGGCAAGGCUAUGGUUCUCAUCUCGAGAGGGAUUCCAUGUUUUCGUUGGCCCUGAAAUGCCUUAUCAGUUUAUCCACCAUCAUCCUGCUUGGUUUGAUCAUCGCCUAUCACACAAGGGAAGUCCAGCUCUUUGUGAUCGACAACGGUGCAGAUGACUGGCGGAUAGCCAUGACCUACGAGCGCAUCCUCUACAUCAGCCUGGAGAUGCUGGUGUGUGCCAUCCACCCCAUUCCUGGAGAGUACAAAUUCUUCUGGACCGCACGCCUGGCCUUCUCCUAUACCCCUUCUCGGGCGGAGGCAGACGUGGACAUCAUCCUGUCCAUCCCCAUGUUCCUGCGCCUGUACCUGAUCGCCCGGGUCAUGCUGCUGCACAGCAAGCUCUUCACCGACGCCUCCUCCCGCAGCAUUGGGGCCCUCAACAAGAUCAACUUCAACACCAGGUUCGUCAUGAAGACGCUCAUGACCAUCUGCCCCGGCACGGUGCUGCUGGUGUUCAGCAUCUCUCUGUGGAUCAUCGCCGCCUGGACCGUACGCGUCUGCGAAAGGUACCACGACCAGCAGGAUGUGACCAGUAACUUUCUGGGUGCCAUGUGGCUCAUCUCCAUCACCUUCCUGUCCAUUGGCUAUGGAGACAUGGUGCCCCACACAUACUGCGGGAAGGGUGUCUGCCUUCUCACUGGCAUCAUGGGUGCAGGUUGCACUGCCCUUGUGGUUGCUGUGGUUGCCCGCAAGCUCGAACUCACCAAAGCAGAGAAGCACGUUCACAACUUCAUGAUGGACACUCAGCUCACCAAACGGAUCAAGAAUGCUGCCGCCAAUGUCCUGCGGGAAACAUGGUUAAUCUAUAAACACACAAAGCUGCUAAAGAAGAUUGACCACGCCAAAGUCAGGAAACAUCAGAGGAAGUUCCUCCAAGCGAUCCACCAACUGAGGGGUGUCAAGAUGGAACAGAGGAAGCUGAGUGACCAAGCCAACACCCUGGUGGACCUUUCCAAGAUGCAGAACGUCAUGUAUGACUUAAUCACGGAGCUCAAUGAUCGGAGUGAAGACCUAGAGAAGCAGAUUGGCAGCCUGGAAACCAAGCUGGAGCACCUCACGGCCAGCUUCAAUUCCCUGCCCCUCCUCAUCGCAGACACCCUGCGCCAGCAACAGCAGCAGCUGCUCACUGCCUUCGUGGAGGCCCGUGGCGUCAGUGUGGCCGUGGGACCUAGCCACGCACCUCCCUCUGACAGCCCCAUCGGGAUCAGCUCCACCUCCUUCCCAACCCCGUACACAAGUUCAAGCAGUUGCUAAAUAAAACUCCCCACUCCAGAAGCAUUA